This is a messenger RNA of Kluyveromyces lactis, 390 nucleotides long. RefSeq names its product mitochondrial 37S ribosomal protein bS6m (gene MRP17). Bases 1 to 390 code for a protein of 129 amino acids. The record is from RefSeq and is a predicted model, not a curated record. Gene Ontology annotation, molecular function: small ribosomal subunit rRNA binding; structural constituent of ribosome. Gene Ontology annotation, biological process: translation. Gene Ontology annotation, cellular component: ribosome; mitochondrial small ribosomal subunit. The transcript has a single exon. Lineage: Eukaryota; Fungi; Ascomycota; Saccharomycetes; Saccharomycetales; Saccharomycetaceae.
AUGUUAUACGAACUGGUGAGUAUCGUGCGUGUUAGCAAUCCACUUGCAGCCAAUGCUGAAGCUAAAGAGCUAGCUACCACUAUUGGGAAGUUGAUUAUUCAGAAUAGAGGAGUUGUGAGGAAAAUUGUUCCUAUGGGUAAUAAGCUGUUGCCUAAGAUUAUAAAAAAGGAUCAAGAGCAACAUUUCCAAGGGUACCAUUUCUUGAUGUUGUUUGAUUCAUCUGCACCAGUACAAAGUGAAAUUUUGAGAACGUUGAAGAAGGAUCCACGAGUUAUCAGAUCCAAUAUAAUCAAAUUAAGCACUCACAAGAAGCUAGAUAUUCCUACGUCGUUUGAAAGAGCUACUGGUAACCUUACGUCUUUGAGUAAACCAAAGACAAGUCCAUUAUAG